UCCCGCGCGGCCUGGGCCCCGCCUACGCGCAGGACAAAGUGGGGGUGCCGCCCGGUGGGUGCUGGGCGCGGGCCCGCAGGCCGGCGGCACCUCUAAGGCCCCCUCCCCUGCCUUGCUGCUCGGCGGCGCGUCGCUUCCUGGGAGUUGAUCAUCCCUGAAGAAACAUGAAGACACACUGUGGUGUUAUGCUUACUCUAGCCAUCCUGGUGUUCCUGACAUGGGUCCCUGUGUCACUGAGUUGUAACAAAGCACUCUGUGCUAGUGAUGUGAGCAAAUGCCUCAUUCAGGAGCUCUGCCAGUGCCGACCUGGAGAAGGAAAUUGUUCCUGCUGCAAAGAGUGUAUGUUGUGUCUUGGGACCCUUUGGGAUGAGUGCUGUGAUUGUGUUGGUAUGUGCAAUCCUCGAAACUACAGUGACACACCUCCAACCUCAAAGAGCACUGUAGAAGAGCUUCAUGAGCCAAUCCCUUCUCUCUUCCGGGCACUCACAGAAGGAGACACACAGUUGAACUGGAACAUUGUUUCCUUCCCUGUUGCAGAAGAACUCUCACAUCAUGAGAAUCUGGUUUCAUUUUUAGAAACUGUGAACCAGCCACACCAUCAAAAUGUGUCUGUUCCUAGCAAUAAUGUUCAUGCACCUUAUUCCAGUGACAAAGAACACAUGUGUACUGUGGUUUAUUUUGAUGACUGCAUGUCCAUACAUCAGUGUAAAAUAUCCUGUGAGUCCAUGGGAGCAUCCAAAUAUCGCUGGUUCCAUAACGCCUGCUGUGAGUGCAUUGGUCCAGAGUGCAUCGACUAUGGUAGUAAAACAGUCAAAUGUAUGAACUGCAUGUUUUAAAGGAGAAGAAUGCAAACCAAAGCAUUUUAGUCAACAAGAAAGAUAUAAAAAACUAUUUGGUGAGGUUUACUGGUUGUACCAGGAUGCCAGCAGGUUAAGGAAAUAUAAGAAUUUGGACUGAGUUAAAGUAUGACGAAUGCAUUAAUGUGUUCAAUUAUAAGUAUAACUGCUCUGGUUGGUUUUAUAGCCCACUGGCAAUAAGCCCCUUCCUCUCUAUACAUUUACAGCUUUGGUCGUAUGAGAAGCAAGUACACAGAGAAUUCCUUGUAAGAUCUGAGGUCUCUAACAUAAAGCCUGAGGUCUUUUUCUUCUAGCAUUCCCAAAGCCUUUGGUUUUGAAAGUGUUCGAGGACCUUAACGUAAGUUAUGGUUUCUUCAUUUACUGCUCCUGAGAUGCUGAGUUUUUCCAGUUGCACACUAGAUGUCAUUCACUGUGCCUUGUCUCGUUUAUCUCUUCUGUAAAUAGGGUAGAUACUCAAAUAUAUCACCCGGAGAACUCCCGUAAAAAUCACUGUCAAAAGCUUAAUUUCAAAUCUUGUAAUGUUGGUUUUAGAAAGUAAAUGCCUACUACAUUUUACAGUUUAAAACUUUUACAUAGUAGAAUCCAUCCUGUAAUACACGUGCUGACAGAACUUUGGGGAAGAUUCUCCUUCUACGCCCCCUGCCCAAAGUACUGGUGUAGGUACUGGCAAAGAAUUUUCAACAGGAAUUUCAAAGCACAUCUAUAUCACUGCAUUAAAUAUUCCACUAGGUAAAUAAUGAGAAAGUUACAGCAUUUCUCUGACUUAAGUUACCAGCUUAAAGAGCACUAGGAGUGGGAAAUGCCUGCCAAAUCAGACUCUACUUAGAGCACCAGAGAAGCAGCUUGUCCCGUUUACAGAGAUGGCAAGACUGAAAGCAGAAGCUGUGCUGCUGGGGAGAGAGAAUGAGCCCACUCAGCCUUAGCAUGGGCAGGGCCAUGUUCCCCAACGAUGAAUGAUAGGAGGGGAUAAAGAAGAAAAUGAUGGGUAUGAGCAGGGAGGGUUGAAAAUACUGACAAUUCUUCCGGGAAACAAACCUUAAACUAUUUGCAUUAAUUAUUUUGUUAUAUUAUAAUCUUUAGGUUUCUGUCUGCAUUGAAUGUUCUUAUUAAACAAGUAAUCAAUCGUACAGUGGGAAGUUAAGAUUAUGAAAUGAACAAGAGAUCUGUUCAAGAUGAUGUUAACUUCAAAUACAUUAUAGAUUAUUUUGUUUUACAUAUUUCGAUAAUGAUAAGCUUAAAUACAUGUACCCUUCAUCAUAAUAAAAUCCCAGUCAUCAAGCAUGAAUCUAAAACAUAAAUAUUUAUAUUACAGAGAUUCAUAACUUUACAAAAUUAUUAAUUUCUUCAGUACCUUAUGGAAUUACAAGUAACAUGUAGAAAUAUCUUUAUAUGUCUAAAUAUUUUAGUACAUAGAAACAGAUAAGCUUUUAGAUACUUUGUAUUCAUUAUAUGAACAGUAGUUAGUUACAAGAUCAUAUGUAAUAUCAUGAUUAGCAUAAAAUCUAAAGCCUUAGUACCUUUUCUGUUCUUUCAGACAACUCUAAUGAAUACAAGGUACUUUCCACAAACUUUUGGCUUUUUAAAAAAUAGCUGAAAUUUAGCUCUUGUAUAUUUUUUUAAUAGGAAAACAUUGGGAUAUCUUUUUCUGCCUUUUACCUAGAAUGCCUCUGUUUAAAAGUGCCUUGAAGGCAUUUUAGCUCCCCUUCCUCAUUAAUGCCUAUAAAGCUAAAACUUUUCUUAAAAACUUUAAACUUAAAAAAAAAGAGUUUUAAAAGAAUCUGCAUCCAGCUUCUUCAUUUCCAUUUUGCUAUUCUUCAAAGUAAUUUUAUACCUAUGAAUAAAGAAAUCUUUUUGUGUUAAUGGAUGGCAUGUUUAAUGUUGCCUUAAAUAUGUCAACAAAUAUUUUUUAACUGCAUUUAUCAACUUGAUUAGGCUUUCAUUAUUAAAUUCUUAAGUGUAGUAUCUCUUCUGCCCCUAUACUGGGAGGGUAAUUUCUUGAGCCAUGUUGUAUUUGGCCUGGUUUUCCUUACAUCUUUUUCCCCAAUGGAAAUUACCCCUAAAUGUAAUGAUAAUUUUUAUAUUCAAUUUUGCAUAGUUUUGGGGGUUUAUGAUGAGGUUAAAAGAUAGAGUUCACUUAAAAGAUUCCAUUUCCAGUUUAUAAUGUAUUUCAGGUUUUGUAUAACAAUGUUUUCAAAUUAAAAAUAUAACAUUUGACAAAUCAGUACCCCCACUAAAAUUUAGACCUUUUAUUACCAUUCUAUGUACAAUUCACUUCUGUAUUGAAGCUCUGGUAAAAAAAAAAAAAAAAAAAAAAGAAAUCUUUUUUUUUAAUUCAAAAAUUAGGUUGUUAACUUUUUCUAUAACUAGAUU
Messenger RNA from Mustela erminea (ermine), 3227 nucleotides. It is a transcript of the gene TWSG1, whose product is annotated as twisted gastrulation BMP signaling modulator 1. The transcript is spliced from 5 exons. The coding region runs from base 165 to 836 and encodes 223 amino acids. Lineage: Eukaryota; Metazoa; Chordata; Mammalia; Carnivora; Mustelidae. The record is from RefSeq and is a predicted model, not a curated record. Gene Ontology annotation, biological process: regulation of BMP signaling pathway.